AUGCCCAAAGUUAGGAGUGGUCCGUCCAAGCGCAUGAGUUCGAGUCAGCGCCAUAAGAUCGAGCGAAAAAAGAGGGAACAUAAACGCGAUCUGCGCAAAGCGGCAAAGGCUCUAAAAAAGUCUGGUCUGGGCCCAAAGAGAUCGAAGAAGAGUCGUGAGCUGGCUAAAAUGGCGCUGAAGGUAUCCAAUUCGCACCCAGAUAAAGAAGCAAUUCUUACUCGAGUUCUUGAGGCGCGCGAGAAGGCUCGGGUUGAGCGGGCAGAGUGUCGUAACAAGAGGUCUGAUGAAGAGGACCACGUGGAAGCGGUUUCUGAAGAGGCAAAGACAGUUCGUUCAGUACGGCAGCCAAAGAAGGCUCUUACAUAUAUUCCUGUUCGUGAGUCAAAUAAUUUUUCGUAUCAGUUUAAUAAAACUCUUGAGGAGCUUGUUUAUCCUCCGCCUGAAUCACUGAUGGAGCUCCCAUCAGCAGCGUAUGUGGUAACUCUUGAUGCUCGUUGUGCCGUUCAAUGUUUACCAUUGGGACUACUUGACGCUAUUGUCCACGAGAGCAGCAUCUACAAGAAUAACGGUGGGAAGCGGAAGGUUCUUGUGCUAUUUGCUAUCACAAAAAUUGACCUUAUUUCAGCUCCUGCUUUGGUUACUCAGAUUUCUCUACUGGCUUAUGCCCUUUUUGACCGGUAUGUUAAGAGAGCGGAUGAAGAUGAUGAAUCGUUGAAACUUGGCGAUACCAUAUCUUUUGCGUUUUGCCCGGUUUCGAAUCUUUUUGAUAAAACCACAAAACACAUUCUCCGUGUACUGAGGCAGUUUCUUUUCAGCGAGGGAUGCACACAGUCAAACGAACGGUGUAAUCUUGAAGGAAAACUGUGCACUUUUGUUAUUGGGCUUCCAAACACAGGGCGCCGAACGUUAUGCCGUGCUUUGUUGCAGACGGGCAAUGAAUCUUGUGUCAGCAUAGUUCCUGUUUCUGCAGCUCAAGUGCAAUUGAUGAACAAAAACAAUGGCUGCCAAGAGGAUGCGGAGAUGAAGUUGGCUUUUCCCAACGCAAAGGAAAUUACCUUGUUGCAGUUUCCGGAAGACACUGUUCUGAUGCGUGAGCUAUCUUCGUUAUCAGGAUGUGAUGUUAUUUUCAAGUCGUUUUCGUUUAUUGAACGGAUUACGGAUCCUGAGGUUAUUGGAUUCAUGCUUUUUGCAGCUGCGCUUGAUAAAAAUAGUCUUGCACAGGGAUUCUGCCAGCCUGGAGAAGAUUUUGGUGGUUCUUCCGAUGAGUCAAAAGUAAUGAAGGCGGCAGAGCGUUUCUUUCGUAACCUCGGACAUACCGUACGAAGGGAAAAGGGUUUUUAUGUUUCUCCAUUGUUUGUAUCAAAUGCAGGAACUAUGGGAAAGGUUUCUAGUAGCUCAUUGACAGCAUCCACCCGGUUUACUUCUCGUCAACAGAGCACACAAACAACUCUUCUUGAUGAUUCAUUUAGCGGUGCUACUCCCAGCAAACUUGUACGGAUUUCUUCUGUCGUGACAGCCUCUCGAGGAAAAAAGAAGAGCAAUUCAAUGCUGAAGCGCCUUGAUUCUCAUAAUGCUAUGAAACUUGGUGCUCGUACAUUUGUCCGUGAGAUAUGUCAAGGUAAAAACAUUCCUUGGGCAGUAAUGCGGCCCCCUACGAAGAAAUGCUUAACGAGAGAGGAUAUUGAGGAAGCGUGUGUGCUUUUUGACAUUUCUCUUUGCUCCGGUAAGAGGAUUGGAACGUUGAACACGGUUACUAAUCAAACCGAGCACCUCGCUGCUCUCUUGGAUCAAACAGCUUCUAUGUUGAAGCAAUAUCUGGUUUUCCUGCCGAAUAAUGUUGUGGAGUUUGAUCCGGAUUCUAUUGUUGCACCGCUUCACGACUUGAAUACUAAUGCAAUAAAAAAUGAGGAACAUGAAGGAGAAUCUAUGAAUGAGGAGGAGGAGGAGGAGGAGGAAUAUGAAGAGGAGGAAGAAGAAGUUGAAGAGGAUGAUGAUGAUGAUGAUGAGGAGGAGGAGGAUGAAGAUGUCUCCAAUUAG
This is a messenger RNA of Trypanosoma grayi, 2037 nucleotides long. RefSeq lists its product as hypothetical. NCBI's taxonomy places the organism in Eukaryota, Euglenozoa, Kinetoplastea, Trypanosomatida, Trypanosomatidae. The record is from RefSeq and is a predicted model, not a curated record. The transcript has a single exon. Bases 1 to 2037 code for a protein of 678 amino acids.